CACAAAAAACAAAUUACGAUAAAGUUAUUUAAUGACAACGGGCUUUAGGACGCUUCCAUGUUAAACUGAACUUAUGAGCCACAGCAGAGUCAAAGGAACAAAAGAUAGAAACCACAAACAACAGAAGAAGAAAUAAUUAAAAUAAUCCAUUCAAUUGCUUACAUGUAUAACGGUAGUGAGUGUGUGCAUGUGUGUGUGUUUUGGCUAUAGGCGCUUUUUGUACGCUAGUGGACACUAGUUAGACACAAUUACAAAACAAAUAUAUACAUAUACAUAUAGUUUAUAUAAAUGCAUAUAAAUAUGCGAAUUAAAUUUUAUAAAUAAUCCAGGCAGCUUUUAGCAAAAAACACAAACAACCGAAAUAGUAAAUGUAUUAGUUAAUUUCUUUUGUUAUGUAACCCGAAGUGAAGUACAGAGCUCUAAGCAGAAGCAAGAAAGAUAAAAAAAAAUAUACAGACAAUACGCCCGAAAUAAAUAGAAAAUAUGCAAUUCGAUUGUGAGACAGAGCAUAUUUUUGAAAUGUUUAUAAGCAGAGAGUCAAAGUAUUUGUAAAAACCCAAAAGAAAUAAAAACAAAUUUUUAAAAAAUAGACAUCAAAUCGAUAACAAAUUUUUUGACAUAUAUAUACAUACAUAUAUAUAGAUAUCUAUAUAUUUUGAUAAACAAACGAAAACGAAAACGAAACAAAGACAAGAAGUUAAGUGAAAAUAAUGCACAAAAUGUAUUUAUUUGUAUACCCUAGCCCAAGUUAAAUGAGGUUUUAAUUUAGUUAGUUCAAAUUUGAAAAUAACAACACAUUUUUUACUUUCGAUGGUUUCACGAGAUUCAUUUCAACGAUUUUGUAUGUCACUCGGUUGAUGCUUAAGCAAGUAAUCCAAAGUACAAUCAUUUUUGUCAAACAGACACCCCAAAACAAAACAAAACAAAACAAAAGAAAACCAAACCAAAACAAACAAAACCAAAUAGAACAGCACAGAAGAAAACAAAUAAACACACAGAUGGAAAACUAUCGGAAAGGCAUCAAAGAUAGCAGAAUAACAUUUUAAAGGUUAGGCACAUUUACAGGGACAACAGACAGACAAGAAAAACAACAAGUAAACAAACAAAACUUUUGCUAAGAAUUUUUAAAUUUAUUUUACACACGCUUUAUAUGAGCAACUGAAGAGAGAGUUUUUGCUUAAAGUGAGAUUUCAAAAGCGCAAAAUUGGCAUUAGAAUCGAGACAAUUGAGAUUAGAAUUGCUUAGACAGAAAUUCAAAACAACAUUCCUACAAACUGAUGAGUGAAUUGAAAAUUGUAAGAAGCGAAGAAGAGAAGAAGAAGUCAUUAUAGAAAGUGCUAAGUGCAGUCAUUAAAUUAUCGAAACCGAAUGUUAAUUAAGUGCAAAUUCGUAGUCUGUAACUAGAGCUACACCUAAGCAGAAGCCGAAGCCGAAGCCGAAGCAGAAGCAGCAAAAUGUAUGCAGCUGCUGGUGGCGCCUCGUUGGCAUCGCGCCAAGCGCGUCAACGCCAGCGCCAGCAGAAGAAGAACCAACAACUACAAGCGAAACUACAUCCACCGAAAGCGGCGGGCGCCGGUGCGGGUCUCGGGGCAGCCGAUCAUGGCGGCGCCUCGACGCCAACGCGCAGCCAGUCGCGGCAGUUCCAUCAGCUGCCCACCAACUACUUGCGUGCCCCGCAGCCGCAGGGACGCAAGCUGAGUGCCACCUACACGCAAUCGCGCUCGCUGCUGCCGAUCGAAGAGGCCGGCGACACGCAGUCCGUGCUGCAGUUGCGCAUGCACUCGCACACACAUGGCCCACACGCCCACGGACAUGCACACGCCCACAUGGGCGGACAUGGGCACAGCCAUCUGCAUCACAGUCAUCUGCAUGGCGGCGGCGCCGUCGCGGGUCCACCUCAGACGCCCUAUCAACAGUUUGCCUCGUCACACGGACGCGUCUCACCGAAGCUUGUGCAUCGUCACAGCGGCAGCAGCAGCGCUGGCUUCCACCCGGCUGCCACAUCGCAGCUGCACAAGUCGGCGACGGCAACGCUGCCGCUGGUGUCGCAGAUGGAGCCGACGCCGCCAACGACACCCGCGUUGCCAUCGGCUGCGGUCGGCGUUAAAACGACAGCGAUGUCGUUGGAAGCAGGCGCCACGCCAGAACCAGAGUCAACACUGGGCAUGGGCAUGGCCAUGGCCAGCACAUCCGCAGCAGCGGCGGCGGCGGCUGCCGAGGCCGUAGCCGAAGCCGAUGCCGCUGACCUGCAGCUGGCCGGCGCCGCAGCCAUGUUUGCAGCCCACCAUGAUGCGAUCAUUGUAACGCCGGCCACGCCCAUGGCCUCGCCGGGUCACGUGGCUGCCAUCAAGCUGCGUCGCGGCGAUCACGACCAGGACCACGACGACGAUGUGCUGCACGAUGCCGCCGAACGUCAGCCGCUCACCGCCGCCACCGAUGCCUACGACGAGGACGAGGCCAUGCAACCGCCAGCCGGACCGCUGGAGCGCAAGUGCAGCGUCUAUCGCAUGCGGCGCAGCGAUGCAUUCGAGCAGGGCGACGCCGGGGGCGGCGGCGUCACCGGCGGCCUCAAGCGUCAGCUGCGCGAGCUGCAGUUCCAGCAGACGCAGUACGAGCCCCUGGUAAGCGAUGAGCCGCAGCUGCUCUUCAAGGGACUGGGCAAUGGACGCAAGUGGCAGCUCUGUGCCUACUGCGAGGAAGGUAUCUGCGUCUGUGAGCACAUCGAGUGCGCUCAGGGACGCGCCGCUUGGCUGGAACGCGGCCGCCGCUGCAGCGUACAGGAGCAGCAACAGCAACAGGCCACCUGCCAUCGACGCUGGGUGAAGCGUAACCGAAUACAAGAUGCCUCUUUGGGCGGCUCCUCGGACGAUGAAGAUUUCCUGGGCGUUCUACGAGGACCCAGCACAUUUGCGAACGCCUUUCUCUAUGUGGGACUUGGCACAGUGGCGCUGGGUCUGGUCAUUGCAUUUGUCGGCACCGGCGAGAAGGGUUUUAAAACAGUGGAGCUAAGACUUAUAGGGCCCUCUCUCAUAGGACUGGGCCUGAUCUGUUGCAUUUUACGCAUCCUCUUCUGCAUCUGUCCAUCACACUGCAUCUCAUCCAGCAAGAAGACGCGCAAGAAAAAUGGUAACAAGAUCGAUGCGGAUCACACAACUUCUCUGCUUCGCAAUGAGAGCAAACGCGUCUCCAUUGCUCGCGGACCUGCGGUGCAGCCGAAAUAUCCGAUUGCGCAUAAGCGCAGCCAGAGCAAGAUGCUUAAUGAGGGAAUGGAGGCACUGCGACAAAUUGCCACCACAUCGCUGUUCAUGCAAAACGAGCAGAAGACAGCGAUCAAUCGAGUUGUGCCCAUCAUCAAUGAGCCAGAGAGCAUGGAUCACAUGGGUGCUGAUGCGCCGCUAGAGAUGAAGAAACUGCAAACGGCUCUGAACAUGUGCGAGAUGAGCGAUGAGGAGCAGGAGAUUGUGCAGCAACAGCUGCAGCUAGCCAAACGUACAGCAACAACAACAACUGCCGUUACGAGUAGUACCACCAAAGCAACAGCACCAACAGAAUCAACAACAGCAGCAACGGCAACCAAAGCCACAACAACCCUGAGCACACUAGAUGAAAAACCCAAUAGCAAAUUGGUGCGCCAACGUGUUGCACUGCAGCAACAGAGACAACUGCAGCAGCAACAACGACAGCAACAACAGCAACAUCAACAGUUGCAAGAGCAACCGGAGCAGUCGCAGUCGUUGUCCUCCUCCUCCACCGUUAGAGAUUCGCUGGAUGGCAUUGUGGUCGUCGAGGAAACUUCCCUAAUGGACACAGAGAUUGUGCCACCAACGACUACAUCAACUGCAACAUCAACGUCUACAUCGACGGCGCCGAUGCCGAUGGCAUUGCCAAGCAGCUGCAGCACCGGAGCGAUACCAAGACUCAAAAGCAAUACGGCGGCGUUCAGCACGCCAGCGCAACGUCCGGGCAUCUCAACGGGUGCCACGCCCAAGACGACCACAACGCCCACCACCAACAACAACACACGUCUGACCAGCUCACAAUCACAUCCCACAAGCUACGAUCUGCCGCCGGCGCAGCCGCACACCUAUUCAGCCGCGGCGACGGUGCGUGGUCCGCUGGGCAUGACGUUGACAGGCUCGAGUUCCGUCUAUGCGAUGCCAGCCAGCCGCUUGAGUGGAUUAACGGCAACGUCGAGUGCGUCGCCAACACUCAGCACAACGACAACGAUCAGUUUGCUGCCGCUGCCCGCGCCGCCGACGUCAUCGAUAGCGGGCACUGCCAUGGCAAGCAUACCCGGCCAGGUUCUGGAGCCAACGGGCAUUGCAACCACAAGUCUGAGCAUAUUGCAGCCGUUAACAGCAGCCAAGGCAGCGACGGGGGCAACGGGGAUGACAGGGAUGACGUCGGCAAUGACAAUGCAGCGGCCAGCAACGGCCUCAUCGGCAUCUACGUCGGCGUCCCUUUUUGGCAUGGAGCACAAAUCACAGCCGUCAUCCGCAAGCGCAACAAUGGGAGGGCGUGGCAGCUCCCUGCUGCCACCGCCACAGCCAUCGGCUAGCAAAUUCGAGCCGGAGCUGGUGCUCAGUCCAGCAAAGCUUGGCCAAUAAAUGAUGAUGCGACAGUUAGUUACGAUUUUAGUUAGGAUUUCAUGCAGCCACAAUCUAGGUACCAUUGUGUGUGUAUGCGAGUGUGCUCGAAUGUUUGUGUGUGCGUAAGUGAGAGUGUGAGUGUGAGACUGAGUGAGUAUGAAUGUGUGCGUGUAUGUGUACUAUAACACUAUCUUUUGAAUGUGCCACAAGAUCAAGCAACAAUUACUAUAAACAAGAAGAAUCAAGAAACAAACAAACAAAAAACACUCCGUUAAAAGCCCAACAGUCGUGUUCUCAAUUUCCAAAUCCCCAAAAUUAUGCAAACCUAAAAAAAUAUUGUAACUAUUUGUUCUCAUUUUCAACAUUUGAGAGAAGAACAAUGUAUUAUAAUAGAACCUAAAUUCGUGAAUUCAGAGCAUGACUGACAUUACAAUAUACUGUUGAACCUUACAACGAGCUUUCAGUGUCUAUUAAUUCCCUAGGGCUUGCUCCUUUUAAUAUAUGUAACAUAACAUAUAUUCUAUCAUUUUGAGAAACUUCUUGAACUGUUAGUAUCGACUUGAAUGUAUUUUUCUUUCUGGAUCAGAAUUCUCUUUAUUUUCCAACUCUGUGGCAAUUACAUAAUUGGCCAAGUGCUCAGCAAAAAAAAAUAAAUAAUGAAAAGAAAAUUGCCAACCCGCGCUUUCUAAAGCUAUCCCUAUAUUAGUCAGGGUAUUAUAAAGUUUGUAUACCAACAUAUCGUUAAAUAAAUAUACAACAGAUAAUAGAAUACUUAUAAUAACAAGAAAUUUUUGAAAAAAGCGAAGGAAAGCCAUCGUGUCGUCCAGUUGGUUCCCAUCAACUAAGAGCUAAAUUUCAAUAAGGAUUUCCGUGUGGGCAUUAUAAAAACUAAAAGAAUCAAAUAAUACAAAAGUAAUUGAAUUAAAAACAAAAGCAUGCAAUAUAACAAUUAGAUAUGUAUCCCCAAAAUUGAGUGUCCAUGUAGUUGAAUGUAACAAAUUAAAUAACAACUACACUGGCCCAAAAGUAACAAAUAAGUAGAAUGAACAGAAGCAUCCCUAAAACACAGACAGUUUCCAAAUGAGUCUUAAAACGUUGAAAGAGCUCUCAACCAAAAACAAAAGAAAAACCAAAAAAAUAAAAAUAAUUUAUGACAACAAAUUAUUAAAGUAUAAGAAAUAUGAUUCAAUUUCGUUCAACUUAAACACACAUUUUUCAUUUUCUCAAAGUUCUUUUCACUUUUUAAGGCACUUUUUAAAAGCUACUGCAAAAAUUCAAAUUCGAACAAUAAUGGCUGGCUCUUUCAACUAGCGCAUCGAAGAAAUUAUAAAAAAAAAAAACAAUUAAAUCGAUAAUGAUAGCAAAAAAAACCAAAUCAAGUGAUUCAAGAGAAUAAAGCUACAUAACAUUUGGGCAAAUAAUAGAAACUACUUAAUUGAAAAUAAAAUGCAUAACAAGCAAAACUAUGCAACUAAUAGAAAACUAUGAUUAUAAAGAUGAAAUAUGAAUUAGUAUGUAUGUCAGUAAAUGUAUGUGCAGAAUAAAACCGAA
This is a messenger RNA of Drosophila nasuta, 6140 nucleotides long. RefSeq names its product mucin-5AC. NCBI's taxonomy places the organism in Eukaryota, Metazoa, Arthropoda, Insecta, Diptera, Drosophilidae. The transcript is spliced from 6 exons. The record is from RefSeq and is a predicted model, not a curated record. The coding region runs from base 1455 to 4607 and encodes 1050 amino acids.